Molecule: messenger RNA, 3335 nt
Organism: Manihot esculenta (cassava)
Lineage: Eukaryota; Viridiplantae; Streptophyta; Magnoliopsida; Malpighiales; Euphorbiaceae
Product: putative receptor-like protein kinase At3g47110
Exons: 3
Coding region: 20-3172 (1050 amino acids)
Biological process (GO): protein phosphorylation
Molecular function (GO): protein kinase activity; protein binding; ATP binding
Source: RefSeq, a predicted model, not a curated record
GCAUCCUCACCAAGAAAAAAUGGAACUUGCAGGCACCAGCUUAGCACCAUCUUUGCCUUCCAGAAUCCUUCAUUUUCAUUUGUUUUUCUUAAUUUUUGCAACCAUACUAUGUUUCCAACCUGCUCAUUGUCUCUCUAAGUUGGGAAAUGAGACUGAUAAGCUUGCUCUUCUGCAAUUCAAAGCCAAGAUAAGCAAUGAUCCAAAUGGCAUAUUGAGCUCAUGGAAUGACUCUGUCAGCUUCUGCAAAUGGCAAGGAGUUACUUGUGGCUCCAAACAUCAGAGAGUUACGUCUCUAAAUCUGCAGGGGUUGAGCUUAUCGGGGACUAUUUCUCCACAUGCAGGGAAUCUCACAUUCUUGAGGUUUCUCAGCCUAGGCGACAACAGAUUUCAUGGAGAAAUUCCUCAAGAAGUUGGUUACCUCUUCCGAUUGGGACAUUUCAACCUGAGCAAUAACCAGUUGGGUGGUGAAAUUCCAGGUAACAUCAGCAGUUGCUCAGAGCUCAGGCUUCUAGAUUUGAUUAAUAACAACUUGGUGGGAAAAGUACCUGCUGAGCUAGGAUCUUUAAAGAAGCUUGUGAUUCUUUUCAUUGGUGAAAAUAGUCUCACGGGAAAGAUCCCAAAUUCGUUAGGAAAUCUUUCAUCCCUCCAAAUGAUUUACUUGGCAGAAAAUCAUUUGCAGGGAAAGAUUCCAAAUGAAUUCGGACAGUUAACAAGCCUAACUUUGCUUGAGCUCGGGGUUAAUAAUCUGAGUGGCAUGAUACCUCCUCCACUUUAUAAUAUCUCAUCUAUCACUUCCAUUGGCACGACAUUUAAUCAAUUAAGUGGGAGUCUCCCAGCAAACAUAGGCCUAACUCUUCCUAACCUGGAACAACUGUUUUUGGCUCAAAAUGAAUAUUUUGGAAGUAUUCCAGAAUCAUUGGCCAAUGCUUCUCGGCUUCGGCUUAUUGACAUCUCGAACAACAGUUUCACAGGGCAAUUCCCAACCGAUCUGGGAUAUCUCAAGGGACUUGAAUCGCUUCAUUUGGAGUUCAAUUUCUUUGGCAGUAACACAAGUCAAGAUUUGAGUUUCUUACCAUCUCUUGCCAACUGCAGCAAUCUGCAACAACUAUACUUUGAUGGAAACAAUUUUGGUGGUGCAUUGCCUAGCUCCAUUGGCAAUCUGUCUAAUCUUGUGCAGUUAGGCUUCGGACGGAAUCCAAUAUCAGGAACAAUCCCAGAAGAGGUAGGCAAUCUUGUCAAUUUGUAUCGAUUAGAUAUGGAUAGAAACCUUUUUUCUGGUAGUAUCCCCAUUUCUUUUGGAAAGCUACAAAAGCUGGAACGUCUAACCUUAAAUCAAAAUCUACUUUCUGGUGAAAUUCCAGCGUUCCUGGGCAACAUUACGAAGCUAUAUUGGCUUCAGUUAGAAGGAAACAGAUUCCAAGGAAAUAUUACUCCAAGCCUUGGAAACUGCGAAAACCUUCGAUUUCUAGAUGUAUCAAGAAAUAAACUAAUGGGCAGCAUACCCAAACAAAUCUUUGGUCUUUCUUCUUUAUCAGGAACUCUUAACUUAUCACAGAACUCAUUGUCAGGUUCUUUACCCUCAGAAGUUGGCAACUUGAAAAGUGUUAAUGCAUUAGAUGUAUCAGAGAACAAAAUCUAUGGGGAAAUUCCAAAGACAAUAGGUGAUUGUUCCAGGCUAGAAAUCCUUUACAUGCAGGGAAACUUCCUGCAAGGAGCCAUUCCCUCGUCUUUUGAUUCUUUGAGAGGUCUCCAACAGAUAGAUUUGUCAAGAAACAACUUGUCAGGAAAUAUUCCAAAAGAGCUAGAAAAGCUCUUCUUCUUGAAAUAUUUGAAUCUUUCUUUCAACAAUCUUGAGGGUGAGGUACCAAAAACAGGAGUCUUCAAAAAUGCAAGUGCGUUUUCGCUCAUUGGGAAUAGAAACCUUUGUGGAGGUAUUGCAGAACUGCAGCUGCCAGCAUGUCCUAUCAAAGAAGAAAAAGACAGAGGGCCUUCCAUUGUCAUAGUCCUCACCACAACCAUCAGUUCUUUUCUCUUUGUCGUGAUAGCCGCAUUCUUAUGUCUUUUCUAUUGGCAAAAGUCAAAAAAUAGUCCAACUUCCUCAACUUUCACAGUCGAUGAACUUUCUCGAAUUUCAUAUGGAGAACUAUUGAAAGCAACUGACAGAUUCUCUUCAGAAAACUUAAUUGGACAGGGCAGUUUUGGCUCAGUAUAUAAAGGAACACUUGAUCAGCAAGGGAAAUGUUUUGUUGCUAUAAAGGUACUCAACCUUCAGCAACAUGGAGCUUCCAAGAGCUUCAUUGCUGAGUGCAAAGCAUUGAAAAAUAUCAGACAUCGGAAUCUUGUUAAGAUCUUGACGUACUGCUCCAGCAUUGAUUUUAAAGGCAAUGAUUUCAAAGCUCUAGUGUUCAAUUUCAUGGAAAAUGGGAGCUUGGAAAUUUGGUUGCAUCCAGAAGAAAAUGGUAAUAAUCAAACCAGGAAAUUAGACUUUCUUCAGAGACUAUAUAUUGCCAUUGAUGUUGCUUCUGCGUUGCAUUAUCUUCAUGACCAUUGUGAAAAACCAAUUGUUCACUGCGAUUUGAAGCCGAGCAAUAUUCUUCUUGACACUGACAUGACUGCUCAUGUUGGUGACUUCGGAUUAGCAAAGCUCCUUGCUGAAAGCGCCAAUAGUCCUUCUCAAAGCCAGACUUUGUCAACUGGGAUAAAGGGAACAAUUGGCUACAUGGCUCCAGAAUAUGGAGUAGGCAGCAGUGUGACAACUUAUGGAGAUGUCUACAGCUUUGGAAUACUCUUGCUAGAGAUGUUCACAGGAAAGAGACCAACUCAUGAUGUGUUUACAGAUGGUUUAGAUCUCCACAACUUUGUAAAGGCUAAGCUCCCAAGACAAGUGAUGCAGGUCGUGGAUCCCACCUUACUCACUCCAGGAGAAGUGGGGGCAGCUAAAGCAGCAGCAGCAGAAAAUAUGGACAAUGAUGGAAGUAUUGACGAUAGUGUACGAGAAUAUGUUGUAUCAGUCCUGCAAAUUGGACUCAAAUGCUCCACAGAAGUGCCAAAAGAUCGAAUGAGUAUGAAGGAUGCAACAAGCAAACUAAAUGACAUCAAGGACACUUUCCUUCAUAGACAUCAGAAAAUAGUUCAAAAUGGAAGCACAAUGCAACAGCCACAACAACAGUAAGCUACGAAGCACAAUGAAAGUAAUGUUGAUAUUGAAAAUUUAAGGCUGCAGAGGUGCAAUGUGCAAAAAUGUAAUCUAUCAGUCCUCAUAAUAGAACUUGCAUGAUCUGCAGAACUACCAGGAGGAAGUUACAAGAACAACUAAAUAUCCUUACAGACUUUAA